AGCCACAGAAAUAGGGAAGUGUGGCAUUUCUGAGAGUUGGACUGCCAGACAACACGUUUAUUUUGUUACAUUUAAAUAUUACACAUUACAGCAAUGUCAAAACAUAUGGUCGGGGGGACAUGCGAGGUGAAGGACGCCACUCCAGAGGUGCAGAAGAUCUGUGAUGAGGUGAAGCCACAAGCAGAAGAAAAAGCUGGAAAGAUGUUUGAUGUUUUCACUGCCAAGUCUUUCACCACACAGGUUGUGGCAGGGACAAACUAUUUUAUUAAGGUCCAAGUCGGAGGGGAUGAAUUCAUUCAUCUGAAAGUUCAUAAAUCUCUCCCUCACAGUGGAGGAAAACUAGAGCUGAGUGGAAUUCAGACCUCUAAAGCGCACCAUGACCCCAUUGGAUUUUUCUAAUCAAACACAGAAAUAAUCCAUCUUAUCUUCUAAUGGUUUCUCACAUUCUCUCUCACCCUAAACAAGUUACUCAGCGAUUAAUGUUACAGCAUUUUUAUUCAAAUCUACAUCAUUAAAGCAAAGCCAAUAUUCAGCCAUUCCAGUGCCUGUAUAUUUGAAUUUUAUAUGAUCCACACAGCAUGCCAUGGUUUUCCUCACUGCAAUAAAAAUAUAAAUAAAUGUAUUGUGAUGAAAUAAUUACUCAUAGAUAUUCCUCAUCAUUCCAAAUCUGUUUUUAUAAAAGAAAAUGCUACUUUUAAAAUAAAGGGAAAUUUCAUAUUUAAAA
Myxocyprinus asiaticus (Chinese sucker) is the source of this 724-nucleotide messenger RNA. RefSeq names its product cystatin-B-like. The record is from RefSeq and is a predicted model, not a curated record. Gene Ontology annotation, cellular component: cytosol. Lineage: Eukaryota; Metazoa; Chordata; Actinopteri; Cypriniformes; Catostomidae. The transcript is spliced from 3 exons. Gene Ontology annotation, molecular function: cysteine-type endopeptidase inhibitor activity. The coding region runs from base 94 to 399 and encodes 101 amino acids.